Molecule: messenger RNA, 13595 nt
Organism: Lymnaea stagnalis (great pond snail)
Lineage: Eukaryota; Metazoa; Mollusca; Gastropoda; Lymnaeidae
Source: the annotation of a GenBank genome assembly
GGGAUCUAGGCUGCCACAACGGCGAGCCUCGAUUUGGAGCCACAGUAACCAACGUUACAACUACGCUUAACUGCAAGAAGGAUACAGAAUCGAGCAGUAGAGAACAAGCUUGGGACUCUGUUACUAAGGUGCAAGAACUGAAGAGAUGGUUUGAUUAGCUACUAAGCUAAGACAAAACAGGAUGGUGGUCCUUACAGAAAGCUACAAGACCCAACAAGAUGGUGGUCCUUACAGAAGGCUACAUGACCCAACAAGAUGUCGGCCUUUAUGGUAAGCUACAUGAGCUUUCAAGAGGAUGGUCUUUAUUACUAUAAGCGACACGACCCGGAGAGACGAUGGUACACGUUGUUUAUCAAUAUCAGCAACCUAACGAUGUUAUCAUGAGUAAGAACAGAAGCUCUUUGUCACUGGCGAAUGUGGUACACGCAUCACUCAGAGUUUGGUGUCAUCGCGAACCAUUUAGUGGCAGUUGAUUUUGACAAAGCGAAUAACAGAAAAAAAAUUAAAAUAAAACCGGACUAGUUGACUUCUUCACUGACUGUUUGACUUAUUCUCUACGUACCAAGCAUUUACAAAUCUCUGGUCCCAAUGACCUACCAAGAUUCAUGUCGGCGCCCGGCACCUCCAUGUCUUUGAGUACUCCAUGAACUGAGUUUGAUGCGCCAUGUUAAUCAACGUUUGGUCUGACAGAACACAAGCGGGCGAUACUAGCGGGCGAUAUCAGUGGGCGAUACAAGUGAAAUAUGGCUGAGAACAAUUCCACACUAAUCAAGCCACCAAGGUAAGUACAUUACAUUAGCUGGUGCUAAUUCUUCACUCGUCAUAAAUAACAGAAUCAAGUAUUUAAGAUAAGAUGAGAUUAGAUUAUUUCAGUUUUACUGCUGAAAAUGAAUCAAAAUGUUGUUGGGAACGUAUCAAUUUUCAUUUCAUCAAAUACAACAAUAGAUAACAAAUGAAACAACUAACAAACAGACAGCUACAAUAAACACACGACAUCAACAACAUCAAUAAGUAAAUCAAUGAGUACAUCAAUGAGUACACAAAUGGUUACAUCAACGGGCACAUCAAGGAGUACACAAAUUGGUACAUCAAUGAGUGCAUCAAUGAGUACAUCAAUGAGUACCACAUGAGUACACCACUGAGUACAUCCAUCGGUACAUCAAUGAGUACAUCAUGAGUACACCACUGAGUACAUCAAUCGGUACAUCAAUGAGUACAUCAAUGAGUACACAAUUGGGUACAUCACGGGUACAUCAAUGAGUACAUCGAUGAGUACACCAAGGAGUACAUCAAUAAGCACACCAAAGCGUACAUCAAUGACAACAUAAAUGAUUACAUCCUUACAUCAGGGAGGUGGGGACACAAAAACAGGGACAACUCACACCAGAUAUUGUCCAUGUUAUUCAAAAUUGAGAAUAUGAUCACAAGCUGGGUAAGUGAAUUCAGCUCGGGCCGUCUGACGUCACGCCGUAUUACCACCUUUGAACAGAACCCAAGACAAGACAACAACAAAGAAGCAAAUGAAUGAUAUUUGAGCUUGUGAUAGUCUUGUCUCAUCUUACCAGUUUUUAAAUUAAGAAAAAAUCUUUUUUCACGAGGUUUCAACCAACGAUUUAGAGUUAAUACGAAUAAUUUAAAUUUUAAAGAAUGUAUUUACAUUUAAAAAAAAAAAUUUGUAAAUUGUUUGUUCCGAAAAAUUGUUCAAUUGAUUUAAAUUAUUAAUGAUGGAUCUUUCCUUAUGUAUGGAUCAAAGCAGCGGUCGCUACUUGAUUGUCUUAUGGCACACGAACCAUUGGAUAGUAUUUUGGGAACCCUUGGUUUAACUGGGUAAUCUGAUGGAGCCAGGGAUUUCAAUUUAUGUCAAUACUAUUGUGUAAAUCCUGGAAUUAAUAAAAAAACUCUCCUACCCUGAAUUUCUUUUUUUCUUUUUACUUAAAGUUUAUGUAUCUCUAAGAUAUUUUGGCCCGUUAAGAGUCUAGCCUUAUUUUUCACAGUAACAAGAUAUAUUAUAUAUUCUUUCACUUGCUAUAAUUUUUGUAUAUUGAUUUUUAUAAAUUCUACUUCAGGCAACAACAAUGGCGAUCACUUAAGUUUUUAACUGUGCCUUAGUUUCUGUUUGUAUUCUUAUUUGCCGUGUUUGCUGAGAAAGGCUCAGACGUUCGCAUCUUACUGUCCUGUCUCUUGAUUCAAGCUCCUACAUACUUAAAUCAUUCAAACAGCUUGAAUGCAGUUCUUCCUUUACUAUCCAGAGAGGAUACAGACACCAGUCUUGGUGUAUGCCACCAGAACCAAUAUUUAUAAGAAUAUGUGCCUAAUAAUAAGAAUAUGUGCCUAUUGUAAGAAUUUGUGCCUAUCUAUCGGCAUCCUUCCGUCUCGUGAGACGAUGGUGCAUCACCAAUUGGUUGGGUUGCAUUUUCUCGAGUGGCUGUGCAGUCCUAUCCUUGAGUGACAGUCUUUACCACAGUUUUUACACACGAGUUCCGUGCUUCCAAAUGUUUUGGCCUUUCUCCUAGCUCUUCUGUCUGCAGCCUCUUCCAUUCUUCGCUCCUCGGCUACCAUGACGCCCUUUUUGACAACUGUGCGCCACGUAGAUCGGUCUUUUGCCUUACACUCCCAGUCACUUGUAUGUAUUUUGGCUGCUUUCAUGUCCCUUUGACAGACAUCUUUAAAUCGCAGACGUGGGCGACCUGUUUUCCUCUUUCCCGAAGCAAGUUCACCAUAUAGGAGGUCUUUCGGAAUGCGGCCGGGACUCAUUCUUUUAACAUGACCUAGCCAUCUCAGGCGUCUUUCACUAAGGAUUGUGAACAUGCUUAAUUCUUUUAACAUGACCUAGCCAUCUCAGGCGUCUUUCACUAAGGAUUGUGAACAUGCUUUGGGUAUUCGCACGCAUUAGGACCUCACUAUUAGUCACUUUUUCUUGCCAUUUAAUACCAAGGAUGCGACGCAGGCAUCUCAUAUGGGAGCUAUUAAGCUUGCGCUCUUGGGAUGUAUAGGUGGUCCAUGUCUCGCUCCCGUAUAGUAGUGUACUGAUGACACAAGCUCGAUAGACGCACAGUUUGGUAAGAAUUUGUGCAUAUUGUAAGAAUAUCUGCCUAUUGGAAACUCUGAAAUCAAACCCGGAGAUGGAGUCCCGAAAGGCGGAUAACAUUGAUACAAUGAAACAUUCCGACAACUCCUCCGACGUCACUAGUGCCAAGCUGUAUCAUCCAAUGAUGUUGGACAGCGGCGUGGAGAGAGGCGAUUUGCUGUUGAGAACCAGCUUAUAAUCCUUGAAGAAUAUUCCCAGGCCACGUGGAUUUCGUCCUCCGAAUCCCACUCCAUCGUCACAUUUGUGAGGGACGGAUGCCAGCUAAACUACACGAAUAUCUGACUACUGUUACAAUCUGUGCCUGCUGUACGAAUAUCUGACUACUGUUAUAAUCUGUGCCUGCUGUACUAAUGUCUGACUAUUGUUAUAAUCUGUGCCUGCUGUACGAAUGUCUGACUACUGUAAUAAUCUGUGCCUGCUGUACGAAUAUCUGACUACUGUUAUAAUCUGUGCCUGCUGUACUAAUGUCUGACUAUUGUUAUAAUCUGUGCCUGCUGUACGAAUGUCUGACUACUGUAAUAAUCUGUGCCUGCUGUACGAAUAUCUGACUACUGUUAUAAUCUGUGCCUGCUGUACUAAUGUCUGACUAUUGUUAUAAUCUGUGCCUGCUGUACGAAUGUCUGACUACUGUAAUAAUCUGUGCCUGCUGUACGAAUAUCUGACUACUGUUAUAAUCUGUGCCUGCUGUACUAAUGUCUGACUAUUGUUAUAAUCUGUGCCUGCUGUACGAAUGUCUGACUACUGUAAUAAUCUGUGCCUGCUGUACGAAUAUCUGACUACUGUNGGGGGGGGGGGGGGGGGGGGGGUUAGGCAAUAAGUAAAUAUAAAAGCAUUCAGGGGCGUAUUUGAUUUCAGGAGGGACGGGAGAUGAAAAAGUUCUGGUCUUUUUUUUUUCUAAGGACAUGUGUCAUGAGAUGAAAUUGAUUUUUUUUAAAGUGGUUACGCGCGCGCACAGACACACACACAAAGAUAAGCAAACACACACACACACACAUAUAUGUGUAUAUAUGUAUAUAUAUAUGUAUAUAUAUUUACAUGUAUGUAUAUAUGUUUAUACUAUGCGUCAAAACAAACAGUACUGAAGCCUUGUCGAUUCCACUUUCAAGAAGUCUGAGUUUUGUAUUUCAAAAUACUCAUUAUCCACCCGGGCGCUGAAAUGACCAGAGUCAUUGCGCCAAUAGUGUGACGCAGUGUCACCGGUGCGAUCACGUGACGGAGUGACGUCUUAUAAGUGUAGCUUACCGGCGCACGAGGGGGGGGGGGGGGGGGGUCAGAAGUGUGGUGGAGUAAUUGCGUGUUAAUGUUUUACUCUUCACAAUGACAUAAUGAUUAGCCGCCAAGCAGGAUUCACAGGUCAGGUCAUGAAGCAACGCUUUUUUUGUUUGUUUGUUUAGGCUCAUACCAAAAUACCAACUCUCCCAAAUGAAAAGCAAAAGAAAUCAGAACAACGACCAUUGGUUGGCUCCCGGGUUAUGUUGUAAUAAAGAUGGAUUGGACACAAUUCACGUUUUACGAAAAGAGAAAUACAAUUUUGAUUUUUUUUUUGUUUCUUUUUGUUUGUUUAUCUAAGGAGCAAUAUGGCAGAAACUGACCCAAUUAUUGAGUUGUAUCACAACAUAUAGAAAAAACCAACAUAAUUAUUUUGUUCAAUCACAACUAGGGUCCUUUUCCCAGGAUCUCGAAAUCCCGUAUAAUAUUUUGUAAACAAAAGCCUUACCCGGAAAUCCCGGGUCCACACUUUGUUUUGUUUAUCUUAAAAAUUAAAUUUCAUUUAAAGAAGUUCACAAAUUGUCACUACAAGCCAGGACCUGGUCACUAUAAGCCAGGACCUGUAUGAUACAGUCAACUGCGCCGAAAGGCCCACAUUUUUCAGCUUAGUGUGACAACUUGUUUUCUUUAGAUGUAAAUAAUGGCUCUACCAUGCUCCGCCACAACACCCCCCCCCCCCACCUUUUGUGAAAAAACGACUAGACAUAAAACCUUUAAAAUAUCAAACAUCCGUCAAGCUUUGACAAAAAAAACUUAAGAAAGAAAUAAUGUACCUUAAUUUGUGAGUAUGUGUACAAGUUGAUAAUUUUGUCCAUUUCCAAUUGGCCAGUUACUUACGCAAGCGAGACGAGAAGAGAGUCAAGUCUGGACUAAUAGAGAGACGGAGAAUUACAACACUGAUGGUGGCCAGGUACCAGUCACAGUUAGGUUAGACUUUGUUUUUAUAUGCCAGAUUGGGAAUCAUAUUUUAAUUAGAAACAUCCACAAAUUAAUCUGUUUAUAUAUCUAAUAUUAAGAAGCUAUAAAUUGGGGUGAGGAUUAAGUAUUAAAGGUAGAUUUUUUAUUUUUGAGAUUUAGAUAAUAGAAAUCUUUCUUUCUUUCACUUUCUCAGAUAUGUUUGUGUUUCGAUUCUUUAUUCAGAAAUCCAUAUUUUUACGAACCUAAACUAACUUCCGGGCCAUGAUUAUCGGAUGUAUAUGUUUAUUGAACGUGUAUCAUAUUCAAACGAGACCCAGUCAAACAUAGACACGGUAUAUUUAUGGAAUUCAUGGUUUUGGACAACACGUUCUUUUAGUUCUAUUAAUUCUGGGCAUGAGACAAACAAACCUGUGUCAAACAAACAAACCUGUGUCAAACAAACCUUCGACAAACAAACCUCUGUCAAAUAAACCUGCGUCAAACAAAAUUGUGUCAAACAAACCUGUAUCAAACAACAUUCGCCAAACAAACCUGUGUUAAAAAACUUGUGUGAAACACACCUGUGUCAAACAAACCUGUUUCAAACAAACCUGUUUCAAACAAACCUGUGUCAAACAAACCUAUGUCAAACAAACCUGUGUCAAACAAACCUGUGUCAAACAAACCUGUGUCAAAAAAAACCUGUGUCAAACAAUCCUAUGUCAAACAAACCUGUGUCAAAUAAACCUGUGUCAAACAAACCUGUGUCAAACAAACAUGUUUCAAACAAACCUGUAACAAACAAACCUUUAACAAAUAAACCUUCGCCAAAAUAAACCUGUGUCAAACAAACAUGUUUCAAACAAAUCUGUAACAAACAAACCUUUAACAAAUAAACCUUCGCCAAAAUAAACCUGUGUCAAACAAACCUUGUAAAAAUAAACUUUGUCAUACAAACCUUCGCAAAACAAACCUGUGUAAAAAAAACCUGUGUCAAACAAACCUGUGUCAAACAAACCAGCAAAAAAGUAAUCCUUCGAAAAAUAAACUUGUAUCAAAUAAACUUGUGUCAAACAAACCUGUUUCAAACAAACCUGUGUAAAACAAACCUGUGCCAAGUUAACCUGCAACAAACAAACCUGUGUCAAAGAAACAUGUGUCAAACAAACCUGCGACAAACAAAUCUGUGACAAACAAACCUGUGACAAAUAAACCUGCGCCAAGUUUCUGAUAGACAAUCGAUGCAAGUUGUUUUCAAUUAUGUACAUACUCCAGGUCAACCUUUAAAGAAAAUAUUUAGAGGCAAUACUCAAAUGAACCUGUGAGGUAAUACUCAAAUGAACCCUUAGAGGCAAUACUCAAAUUAACUUUUAGGGGCAAUACUCAAAUGAACCUUUAGGGGCAAUACUCAAAUGAACCAGUAGAGGCAAUACUCAAAUGAACCUUUAGAGGCAAUACUCAAAUGAACCUUUAGAGGCAGUACUCAAAUAUACCUUGUGAGGCAAUACUCAAAUGAACCUUUAGAGGCAAUACUCAAAUGAAACUUUAGAUGCAAUACUCGAAUGAACAAUUUAGAGGCAGUACUCAAAUGAACCUUGUGAGGCAAUACUCAAAUGAACCUUGUGAGGCAAUACUCAAAUGAACCUUUAGAGACAAUACUCAAAUGAACCUUUAGGGGCAAUAUUCAAAUGAACCUUUAGAGGCAAUACUCAAAUGAACCUUUAGAGGCAUUACUCAAAUGAACCUUUAGGGGCAAUACUUAAAUGAACCAGUAGAGGCAAUACUCAAAUGAACCAGUAGAGGCAAUACUCAAAAGAACCUUUAGAGGCAAUACUCAAAUAAACCUUUAGAGGCAGUACUCAAAUGAAUCUUGUGAGACAAUAAUAAAAUAAACCUUUAGAGGCAAUACUCAAAUGAACCUUUAGGGGCAAUACUCAAAUGAACCUUUAGAGGCAAUACUCAAAUGAACCUUUAGAGGCAAUACUCAAAUGAACCUUUAGAGGCAGUACUCAAAUGAACCUUUAGAGUCAGUACUCAAAUGAACCUUUAGAGGCAAUACUCAAAUGAAACGUGCUGGUCCUCCUCCCAGAGGUUGAUUUUAACCAAGGCGAAGAAAAGACUUGAACUGAUGUUUGAAUGAAUGAAACAGAAUCAAGAAAUAUCUACACAUCAUUGUGUAUCACACAUAGAACAUGCCCUGUAAUAUAAUGUACACAUUGUGUAUCAACACACAGUGCAUGUCCUGUAAUAGCAUCUACACAUUUUAUAUCAACACACAGAACAUGCCUUGUAAUAGCAUCUACACAUUGUGUAUAAACACAUAGAUCAUGCCUUGUAAUAGUAUCUACACAUUGUGUAUCAACACACAGAACUUGCCUUGUAAUAGUAUCUACACAUUGUGUAUCAGCACGCAGAACAUGUCUUGUAAUCGCAUCUGAACAUUGUGUAUCAACACACAGAACAUGUCUUGUAAUAGCAUCUGAACAUUGUGCAUCAACACACAGAACAUGUCUUGUAAUAGCAUCUGAACAUUGUGUAUCAACACACAGAACAUGUCUUGUAAUAGCAUCUGAACAUUGUGUAUCAACACACAGAACAUGUCUUGUAAUAGCAUUGCCCAAUUUAAGGGUUGAUAAACUUGCUGCUGUUUCAGCGACAUUCUCUUACUCAGCAUGCGGCUGGUGUGCAGGUGCCACAGAUGUCUUUUAAGAUCGUUGAUAAGCUGAUCUUGGGAUGUGCCAUGGCUCUGGUUAUCAUGAUAAGCUGAUCAUGGGAUGUGCAAUGGCUCUGGUUAUCUUGAUAAGCUGAUAAUGGGAUGUGCAAUGGCUCUUGUUAACUUGAUAAGCUGAUCAUGGGAUGUGCCAUGGCUCUGGUUAUCAUGAUAAGCUGAUCAUGGGAUGUGAAAUGGCUCUGGUUAACUUGAUAAGCUGAUAAUGGGAUGUGCAAUGGCUCUGGUUAUCUUGAUAAGCUGAUAAUGGGAUGUGCAAUGAGUCUGGUUAACUUGAUAAGCUGAUAAUGGGAUGUGCCAUGGCUCUGGUUAUCUUGAUAAGCUGAUAAUGGGAUGUGCAAUGGCUCUUGUUAUCAUGAUAAGCUGAUAAUGGGAUAUGCAAUGGCUCUGGUUUUCAUGAUAAGCUGAUCAUGGGAUGUGCAAUGGCUCGGGUUAUCAUUAUAAGCUGAUAAUGGAAUGUGCAAUGGCUCUGGUUAUCAUGAUAAGCUGAUCAUAGGAUGUGCAAUGGCUCUGGUUAACUUGAUAAGCUGAUAAUGGGAUGUGCAAUGGCUCUGGUUAUCUUGAUAAGCUGAUCAUGGAAUGUGCAAUGGCUCUGGUUAACUUGAUAAGCUGAUAAUGGGAUGUGCAAAUGCUCUGGUUAUCAUGAUAAGCUGAUCAUGGGAUGUGCAUUGGCUCUGGUUAUCUUGAUAAGCUGAUAAUGGGAUGUGCAAUGGCUCUGAUCAUCUUGAUAAGCUGAUAAUGGGAUGUGCCAUGACUCUGGUUAUCUUGAUAAGCUGAUAAUGGGAUGUGCAAUAGCUCUGGUUAACUUGAUAAGCUGAUAAUGAGAUGUGCAAUGGCACUUGUUAUCUUGAUAAGCUGAUCAUGGGAUGUGCAAUGUCUCUGGUUAUCAUGACAAGCUGAUAAUGGGAUGUGCCAUGGCUCUGGUUAUCAUGAUAAGCUGAUCAUGGGAUGUGCCAUGGCUCUGGUUAUCAUGAUAAGCUGAUAAUGGGAUGUGUAAUGGCUCUGGUUUUCAUCUUGUACAGUCUUUCUCCAAACUGAAAGAUCCGCUGACCCGUGCCAGACAUUGCCUUUAAUGAAGUAAUUCGACAAGCACUUCACGUAGCAUUACACAAACCACAUGUAAAUUAGAUUGCAACGCUUGUCAAAAUAAACCAGACAUGAAUAACAUUGAUAGUUUUUGCAAGUAAAAGUUAUAAAGAUAUAGAUCUAAACAAAUUGAAACAUAAAAAUACAAAUUAGUUUAAAAAAACGACAUUUUCCCAGGAUAUUUCAUUCUAAAGACGUGUAUGGGUUGUUAUACGAAACGCCUGAUCCAAAAAAAUAUUAAUACAAAUAAAUAAUUUUUAAAAAUACAUGGUAUAUAUUCAAUUUCAGCACAUAAAUAAUUAAAUAUUUGAACUAAAACAGCAUUUCACAAAUAGAACAAUUUAAACACAAGACAUCUAAAGUAUUUCUCUACCACAGAAAUCAGCCAUCAUAUGCCAUGCAAUGUUACUACAUUAGUGACAAUAAUGAGUUAAUUUGUGAUCAUUAAGAUUUGGGAGCCGCUGGGGGUGCACGAGAGUAUUAAAUACUGAUUGACGGUGGGGAAAAAAAAGAACUUUGAUAUCUUUCACUAUGACGUUUUAAGGGAAAGAAUUCGCUCUGAUCGGGGUGAUCUAGGUAUAUGGGAUGGGUAUGUUAGGGGAUAUACAUGCCUAAUUGUUCGAAUACCUAUUUGAUGAAAAAUUAUGUUGUUUAACCAAAAACAAUUUUUCAUCAAGUAGAUAUUCAAAUAGUUUUUCAAAUAAUUCUUCAAAUAGUUCAUCAAAUAGUUCAUCAAAUAGUUCAUCAUAUAGUUCAUCAAAUAGUUCUUCAAAUAGUUCAUCAAAUAGUUCUUCAAAUAGUUCAUCAAAUAGUUCAUCAAACAGUUUAUAAAAUAGUUCAUCACAUGGUUCAUCAUAUAGUUCAUCACAUAGUUCAUCAUAUAGUUCAUCAAAUAGUUCAUCAAAUAGUUCAUCAAAUAGUUCAUCAAAUAGUUCAUCAAAUAGUUCAUCAAAUAGUUCAUCAAAUAGUUCAUCAAAUAGUUCAUCAAAUAGUUCAUCGAGUAGAGGAUGUUUCAUUCCAUGUUUAGCUUUCUUUCAUUUUUGAGACAUUCAAUUGAAGCAAAUGUUCAUCGCACCAAGUGAUGACGCUUAUGUUUAAUUCGCGGCACAACCCCCCCCCCUUUUUUUUUUUUUCAAAUAUGAAGCCAACGAUAUUAUAGCUUAGGGUUACGUUCACCACACAGUUGUCACUCAUCACAGUUAGUUCUAAGUGGAGCAGCGCUCAAUGUUUUAUUUAAAUAUUUGGCUUCAUCGGGCCCUAGUUAACUCUGGACAAACUCAGUCAUCAUGUGUAAAAUGACUUACUGUUUGCGUAGCUUUCAAUAUGUGUAAAAUACAUUAGGUGGGGUAGCAGAAGUUGGGGUGGUCGUGGGGUGGUCGUGGGGCAAGCCUUUAUGAUAAAAUAGGUAGGAUUAAUAUAACGCCUUUUAAAACCUAUUUAGAUUUUUUAAAUUUAUUUCCAAGUGAAUCGUAAAGAUAUUUUGUUUGUAUGCUUUGAAAGUUAAAAUAGAAAGUUAUUGUUGUUGUUUUUUUUCCAUUCUAUUUUUACAGGCAUCGGUCGCAGUGAAGCUGCGGUAGAACUUGUCAAUCAGAACAGAUAUUACAGUUCAGAGGCUGGAUUUGACGUGAACAAGACAGACAACCCACAUAAACUUCUACUGGGAGCCAUCGAUUCUAAGUCGUUUCCCUUGCCCAUUGGCGCCCCAGCGGCGUCUGCGGCGAGGACAGAACCGGCGCUGAAAUCCCUCUCAAACUCUCACAGCUGGCCGCUGGUCUCAACUCGAAGGUCAAUCGCCAGCAACGCCCACGUCAACUGCCUCCACGGCCGUAACCCACACCACGCGACGAAGGUCGACAUUACAACCAGCCGCCAACACAACAUCGCCGCCAAGGAUGCUCAACCAGAGAAAGACCAAUCGCCCGUUUGGCAAGAUUCAUUGCGGUCCGGCUCGCCCAUCCCCCGACCCCCCAAAAGUGGUCACUUUGGCGCCAACACGACCAGCCACUACCAGCACCGGCAUUACCCGACCUACCUGGCCAAACAACCCCCGUACUCCCACCCCAACGUCUUCUACACGAGCCUCAACUCCCAGUUCACAUCCCCGUCACCGCUGUUCUUCAAGCUGAAGCAGAAGAAGAGACGCUACGACGGCAUGCCCGUGGACGACAUGAACGACUGCUACAAGGUCCCUGAUCACCACGUCAUCCACGACCGAGGCGAGGUCAGCAGUCCGUUCUACGAUGAUAACGACGACUUUUCCCAACCAUACAUCAUGGCGGACCCCAACGACGACGGGUUCGGUUACGGGAGCCGGGGCCACAAUCACUACUGCCAUACGAUUCUGGACGCCUCGGGGUUCGCCGUGUCCGAGGACGAGGCCUACCCGUUUAACGACGAGAGCAGGUAUGACGGUUUGAGCAAUGGCUAUGUGACUAAGAACCUUGAUCAGAACCAUCAAUGCCUAGAUGGUGAGACCUACCAGUCUUUCCUUGACCAGCGCGCUGACCAUUUGCGCAACAAAGUCCCUUUAAAAGACAAUCCAGGCAAACGUAGUUUGACCCAUCGCAUGACAGGAAACACAUUUCUCAGCCCAGACUCGUGUAAGCCGGAAACGUCCAGAAUGAAACUGGAUUCGUGUGAGGGUUCCAACAGAUGUCAGCAAUCAAGUGUGUACUGCGGGGGGAGACAAGGAGAAUACGACACCGCUGGAGUUAGACCUGGCAGUUCCGUACUCCACAAGUCACCGCUAACAGUACAAACAUUCAAAGGAAGUGUGAUGAAUAUGAUCAAAUCAAAAUCGCCUUCGCCCAAACGAGGCUUAGGCUCAGUCAACAGAAUUAACGUUAUAGACACAAGCUCGAGUCCUGAAACCAAAUUACGGCAAACAGAUCUUGUGUACACAAACGGUGCACCCUUCCAUCAAUCACUUCCGGGUAGCCAAUUCCAGACGGACUGCUGCGUGAAAUGCUCGAACCCGACGAGCUCAAUGACACCGUGCGAAGUGGUGCAAGACCUCGUGCUCAUAGACAAGCACAAAAGUCAUGAACACAAAUGCCACCAACACAAAUGUCAUGAACAUAAAAGUCAUGAACACAAAUGUCAUGAACAUAAGAGUCAUGCUACGUCUAACAAUAUUGGCUCGCCCAAAAAGAACCUCGAUGGAGCCUCAACAUAUUUACCGGCGAGAAUGCCCUGCGUUUCGCCCUGUCGCGUGGCUGUGCCUGCAACAACCAGAACAUCAGCCCCAUCAGUUUCGUUUGUAAACCGGACACCGGACAAUACUGGCCGAGUUGGCCUCUCGCCGAAAUCUCUCCGAAGUGAUGCCUCGCACAGUUCACUCCUGGGUGGGGACUCGCCUAAAUCACCCCAGGGUGUUGGCUCCCCGUAUCUAAACAGGGGCGGAGAUUCGCCCAAGUCUCCUCGGGGUGCGCCAUCAGCCAACUCACCCCGAGGUGGGGAAUCACCAAUGUCGCCUCUGAGUGGAGAGUACCUGCACUCGCCACUGCAAACCCCGACACUGAGGGGUCUUGAUCCCACAUUGGUGUUUCAGCACAAUAAGCGGAAACUGGCAGUGAAAUCUGACUAGCUGGGACUAUAACUGGCAGUGAAAUCUGACUAGCUGGACUAUAACUGGCAGUAAAAUCUGACUAGCUGGGACUAUUACUGGCAGUGAAAUCUGACUAGCUGGGACUAUAACUGGCAGUGAAAUCUGACUAGCUGGGACUAUAACUGGCAGUGAAAUCUGACUAGCUGGGAUUAUAACUGGCAGUGAAAUCUGACUAGCUAGGACUAUAACUGGCAGUGAAAUCUGACUAGCUGGGACUAUAACUGACAGUGAAAUCUGACUAGCUGGGACUAUAACUGGCAGUGAAAUCUGACUAGCUGGGACUAUAACUGGCAGUGAAAUCUGGGCCCUUAAAAUAAAGAAGAAGAAGAAGAAGAAGACUAUAGGUAUAUAAAUAAGAGAACUGUUUUUUUGAAGUGGGAACAAAUGUGCACAGAAAAUAGUAAAUUUAGUAAAAAGAAUGUAGGAACAAGUAAGAUGAAAUAUGAGCGAUGGAUGAAACAUUGUAAUAUGUCAUAUAUGUCAGGAAUAUAUUCACCAUGCGCUUAUUUCUGUUUGCUUUAUGCGUAAAGCCUUUAAAUUAUUAUGACCGGGUUAUGUGCUAACAAGACGAAUACCACCAUAAAGUUAAACAGCUCAUGUCAUUGAUGUUGUGUGUCGAAGUUGUUAUGUUAUGUUUAUUUAUAGUAUCUGAGCGCGCGUGCGUUUGUCCCACUGGGAAUUUCCCUGUUGCUGCCAUGUUUGUGACGCAAUAUGUUGUGACGGCCUAGUACGCCCGAUUUCCGUUUGCCACUUUCGCUUUUACACCCGAGAGCAGAGAGUCUCUGUGACGUAGAUGAGGUUACAAACCCCACGUUGUCAGAAAACUUGGCACGUGCCGUCUCACCACGUGAAGCGUGGCUAAAAAUACUCGAGUCUCGAGAGAUAGCAGGGGAGAGAACAAGAUAAAUUUUCAGAGUAAC